Urocitellus parryii (Arctic ground squirrel) is the source of this 1383-nucleotide messenger RNA. It is a transcript of the gene Ces4a, whose product is annotated as carboxylesterase 4A. The record is from RefSeq and is a predicted model, not a curated record. NCBI's taxonomy places the organism in Eukaryota, Metazoa, Chordata, Mammalia, Rodentia, Sciuridae.
AUGAGGUGGAUUCUGGGUUUGAGUCUCACCCUGUGCCUGGUGGUACAGACAGCCCUAGGUGCCUUGCACACCAAGAAGCCUCUAGUGGUCACCAAAUACGGGACACUCCAAGGCAAGCAGAUACUCGUGGGGAAGACACCCCUCCAUGUCUUCCUGGGAGUCCCCUUCUCCAGACCUCCUGUGGGUUCCCGUAGGUUUGCUCCUCCACAGCCCCCGAAGCCCUGGAAAGGAAUCAAAGAUGCCACUAACUACCCACCUGCGUGCCUUCAGGAGUCUUGGGGACAGAUAACUUCCAUGUACUUAAACACGGGGAAACAAUACAAGUGGCUGCGCUUCAGCGAGGAUUGCCUGUACCUGAACGUGUACGCGCCGGUUCACGCCCAUGGGGACCCUCUGCUGCCGGUGAUGGUCUGGUUCCCRGGAGGCGCCUUCCUUGUUGGCUCGGCUUCCACUUACGAGGGCUCUCAAUUAGCAGCCCGUGAGAAAGUGGUGCUGGUGUCUCUGCAGCACAGGCUGGGCAUCCUGGGCUUCCUAAGCACCAGUGACAAGGAGGCCCGAGGCAACUGGGCGCUGCUGGAUCAAAUUGAGGCUCUACGCUGGGUUCAGGAGAACAUUGAGGCCUUUGGUGGAGACCCAGACAGCGUGACCUUGUUCGGGCAGUCGUCGGGGGCCAUGUGCRUUUCAGGACUGAUGUUGUCACCUCUAGCCCAGGGUCUCUUUCAUCGGGCCAUUUCCCAGAGUGGCACUGUGCUAUUCAAAGUCUUCAUCACUCGUGACCCAUUGAAGGUGGCCAAGGAGGUUGCUCACCUGGCUGGCUGCAACCACAACAGCACAAGGAUCAUAAUAGAGUGUCUAAGGUCUCUAUCAGGGGCCCAGAUGAUGCAUGUGUCCAGGAAGAUGAAUUUUUUCCACUUUAACUUCCAGAAACAACCUCAAGAGAUCAUMUGGUUCCCGAGCCCUGUGGUGGACGGUGUGGUGUUCCCAGUUGACCCUGUGGUGCUCCUGACCCAGGGGCAGGUUUCACCUGUACCCUAUCUUCUAGGUGUCAACAAUCUGGAGUUCAGUUGGCUCUUGCCUUAUAUCAUGAAGCUCCCACGAAACUGGUAUUCAUCGAAGAAAGAAGUUCUCACCAGGCUGCUCUGGAUUACCAGCACCCUGUUGAAUGUCACUAAGGAGCAGAUACCACUUGUGGUGGAGGAGUACCUGAACGACAUCCCUAAGCAUGACUGGAAGGUGUUCCGAAACCAUGUGAUGGACCUAGCUGGAGAUGCCACCUUUGUGUACACCACGCUGCAAGCAGCCCGCUACUACCGGGGAACCCCAAUGAUGGGAAGUUGCCCUGCUGGCCACGCUAUGACAAAGAUGAAAAGUAUCUGCAGCUGA